GUUCCUGCAGGAACUAGUUCCUCGCCUUCCUUCUUGUCAUCGACCGAAGCCUUAAUAAGUUGUGCUUCCGAAUCUUACAGUAACCUUGCAGAUAUAGCGCAAAAGUUAAAAGGUCUUCGGGUAUCUCUUAAUGCACGAUUUCAGGGUUGCGUUGCAAACGAGAAACGGACGUACAUGGAACUAAUGAAGUACGGAGUUUCUGACUGAUAUCCACCGUAUAUGUCUGGAUGUGCGCGCCAUGAUCUAUUCUCUUUUAACUGAACCAUAGACUUUAACAUACAGGUCCAAAUUCUCCGACGAUCCACUACUUCAUUUUCUGUUUUCACGGGGCGACAUGAGUGACAUUCCGAGGCCGGAUGGACCUGAUAUCAAUAUCGGAGGAUCUAUGAUGAGGACCAUAUGGGUUCUCACUGGCAUCAGUAUUCUGGUUGUUGGGCUGAGACUCUAUGCCCAAUUCGUCUCCCGCCAUUUGGAUUUGGGUGAUGCUAUUAUGACAUUAUCAAUGAUUUGCGGAGUAUUGUUGUGCUCGAUGCUUACAACACAGCAUCACUACGGAUUGGGACGGCAUUUCUUCUAUCUUUCGCCGACCCAGAGGGUUCUUGCCAUCAAAUUCAAUUUCCUUGGGCAAGCUUUUGGUAUAAUGGGCCCUGCGUUUGGACGUAUGGCAUCGUGCCUCCUGAUGUUGAAGCUCUUCGGCACAAAGCAAAGACUAAGACAACUCCUGUGGUUUAUCUUCUGGGAGUCACUGGUGGUGAAUGCCAUCACGUUGAUCUUAGUCUUUGUGCAGUGCAAGGACGUUCAGUCAUUGUGGGACCCUGCCGGGCAUCCUCCAGUAUGCUGGAGUCCCAAGGUCCAAGAGUAUACUGGAUUCGUGCAAGGAGCUUUGAACUCGGCUACCGACCUUGCUCUGACAAUUCUCCCCGCCACGAUUUUCUGGACACUUCAAAUCAAUAUGAGAUUGAAGCUUGGUUUGGGAUUUCUCCUUUCUCUCAGUAUAUUUGCAUUCAUCGCCUGCAUCAUCAAGACAGUUCUACUCCAGUCCCUAGGAGAGCGUGAGGAUUUCACUUUUAACACAGUCCCCUUCUUCACCUGGGUCAUCGCCGAAAUCACACUCGUCAACAUUGCGGCCUCGGUACCCCUUAUUCGCCCACUCUUCAAGCGCCCGUCCACCCACGCGGGCAACACGUCUUACGAAAUGAACAACCGAUACGCAUUGACGAACAAGGGCAGUCGUCUACGCUCUCGCGAUGUUGAAUCAGGCAAGCACUCGAUAGACAAUACCAGUGAGGAGAAUAUCCUGCCGAUAGAAGGGGUGACCGUGGCUAGAGGUGGGAGUGGCGUUGAGGUAGACAAAAAUGGCAUUAUGCUAUCUACCAGUUAUGUGGUUAGUUAUAAUGAAAAUGGCAAGAAAGACGGCAUGCCGGGCAAGAAAGUGCGGGGUCUACCUGGGGCCAGCCCCCACUAAAUGCUGGGAACUGGAAGUGGUUGAGAAGUUGAUGAGCUUGAAGGACCGAGUGGAAAUUUUCUAUUGCGAGGGCGAAUUUUGAGUUUGUUGAAGGUUGCGAGGGUGGGUUUGAUACCGUGUUGUUUCCUUACGGGUAAAGGGAGUUGUGUGUAUAGCGAAAGGGAUGGUUUGGAGUUAGUGUUACGAACGACGGUUACACUCUUGGAUGACAAUUUAGAGACGAGACAAAUGCUUCA
This is a messenger RNA of Hyaloscypha bicolor E, 1701 nucleotides long. RefSeq lists its product as uncharacterized. The record is from RefSeq and is a predicted model, not a curated record. The coding region runs from base 335 to 1465 and encodes 376 amino acids. The transcript has 9 exons. Lineage: Eukaryota; Fungi; Ascomycota; Leotiomycetes; Helotiales; Hyaloscyphaceae.